Messenger RNA from Anopheles maculipalpis, 1841 nucleotides. RefSeq names its product ATP-binding cassette sub-family G member 4-like. The transcript has 5 exons. Bases 13 to 1803 code for a protein of 596 amino acids. The record is from RefSeq and is a predicted model, not a curated record. Gene Ontology annotation, molecular function: ABC-type transporter activity; ATP binding; ATP hydrolysis activity. Lineage: Eukaryota; Metazoa; Arthropoda; Insecta; Diptera; Culicidae. Gene Ontology annotation, cellular component: plasma membrane.
UCAAACACCAAAAUGAACGUAGAUAAGGGUAGCAUCGAGAUAACGAUACCGCUGAUGCAAGGCGGUACUAAUCUACACUUCCAAAACAUAACUUAUCAGGUCCGCCAAGGCAAAGAGGACAAGCAGCUGCUCAAGAACAUUUCGGGCACGUUCCGAACCGGAAGAUUAACCGCCAUCUUGGGACCUUCGGGUGCCGGCAAAUCGACCUUGUUGAACGUACUCAGUGGUUUCAAAACGCAGGGCGUUAGCGGGAAUAUAAUUGUCAACAAUGAAAUCAUCGAUCGGCAGAGAUAUAGGCAGCUGGUUGCGUACACCGCACAGGAUGUUACCCUUUUACCUAAUAUAACACUGCGGGAAAAUUUGCACUAUGCGGCCGAUUUGAAGCUUUCGCGUGAAGUUUCAAAAGCGCACAAGAUCAAGAUCGUGAAUGAUGUGAUUGCGCUGCUGGGGCUGCAGAAGUGCGCCCACAAUCAAUCGCAACUGUUGUCUGGCGGUGAAAAAAAGCGGCUCUCCAUUGGGCUGGAGCUGGUUUCGAACCCGAAGAUCAUGUUCUUCGAUGAACCCACCAGCGGCCUUGAUAGUGUUGCAUCGUAUCAGGUGAUCUCGUACAUGAAGGAUCUCGCACGGCAGGGCCGGUGUGUGAUUAGUGUGAUCCAUCAACCAAGCUCGGAGCUGUUGGAGCUGUUCGACGAUAUCUAUGUGGUGGUGGACGGGAGGUGUAUGUAUCAGGGAUCGUUGGAUGACUUGAUAUCGACGUUUGCGGAGGCCGGAUUUACUUGUCCGCCGUACUACAAUCGAGCUGAUUUUGUACUGAAAAUAGCUUCCCAGUACGAUUCAAAAUCGGGCGAGGUGGAAAAGCUGAUGGUAAAAUCAGAAAAGUCCGUCAACGCAGCAAUGAAUCUAGGCAUACAGGAGGAGUAUGACUCUACCGAGUUUCUAGUGGAAGGACGUGGUCCUCAAUAUCCGAUUAGCUGGUGGGAUCAGUUCACCACCCUUACCCGACGCACCACAUUAGGAACGGUACGAAACCCGUUGCUGAUGGGAUUACGAUUUUUCGGGCACAUUUUGUUCGGACUAACGAUAGGAUUCGUGUUUUACAACAUUGGAAACGAUGCUUCGAAGGUGCUAUCGAAUGUUUCCCUUCUGAUCGCCUUCCUGAUGUUCAUCACGUUCGCUAAUGCCAUGACGGUUAUUUUGACAUUCCCACUAGAGAUGGCUGUCUUUGUGCGGGAACACAAAAGCAACUACUAUUCCAUCUCAGCGUACUACUUCUCCAAGCUGGUAGCAGACUUCCCCUGGAUGCUGUCUGGAGUGACAGCUUUCCAGCUGAUCAUGUACUACCUAAGCGGUCAACUGAACGAAACAGAUCGGACCAUAAUGUUUUGGGGUAUCUGUGCCCUGUUUGGAUGGCUUUCGCAAGUGUACGGACUCAUCGCUGGCUGUCUGUUCCCGAUCGAGAUCAGUCCAUUCAUUGUACCUGCCUCAAUCAUUCCUGCUCUUCUAUUCUCCGGGUUCUUUAUACGAUAUAACGAGCUGCUAGAUUUCUUUAAGCCUCUCACUCUAGUUAGCUAUUUCCGGUACGGAUUCGAAGGACUAGUUCAAGCAACGUACGGCCACAAUCGAACAGAGCUUGGUUGUGAGGAGAUCUUCUGCUACUAUCGCAAAACGAGCAAAAUUCUCGAAGCACUUCACAUGGAACCGAACCGCUACUGGACGGAUGUACUCGGGCUAGGCAUCUGGAUUCUGUUCCUGCACAUCGUUCUGUAUCUAAGCUUGCGGCUACGGCUACGAUGGAACCGUUGACGGUCUGAUGAGCCUUAUUUGCAAAGUAAAUCCCACGA